This is a messenger RNA of Diaporthe batatas, 3983 nucleotides long. RefSeq lists its product as uncharacterized. The record is from RefSeq and is a predicted model, not a curated record. The transcript has 2 exons. Lineage: Eukaryota; Fungi; Ascomycota; Sordariomycetes; Diaporthales; Diaporthaceae. The coding region runs from base 599 to 3514 and encodes 971 amino acids.
CCCUUGACCUGCAAACCUGCUGCACGGCCAUUUUUCAUAUCACUCUCGCCCUGACAUGCACUGCCCUUUUUGACUGGCCCUGCCGUUUGCCUUGAUAAUUUGUCGAGUUGAAUCGAUGAAACCCCCAUCCCUUCUCAUUGAUAUCUCUCUGCAUCUCCGCCCGCUGCUACUGCUACUGCUACUGCAACUGCUGCUGCGGGUCCCGGUCCCUUGCUCCAAAGCGCUGAUGAGCUAAGCCAGCGGCCCACGUCCCUCGAGAUAGACAGACAGACGGACGGACAGCAGACGGACAGGACCGUAGUCAGCCAGAGCCUGGGCCUACCUGCCUACGGUUCUGUUAGCUUUUGGCUGCACCGGCAGAAAAAAAAAGAGAGCACAGAAGACAGUCCAGCCCAGCCCAGUCCAGUCCAGCAACCCCCCCCCCAUUCCCCCAUCCCCCAUUUCUGCCACCGCCGACCGACGCGACAUCAGCGCGACGAACCUCCAGUUUUCCCCCGGCCUUGUCAUCAUCAAAAUUCAUUCCGCCCAGGCCCCUGCCCCCCACCCUCGCCUUGCAUCACCGCACCGCACCCCAUCGCAUCGCGACAGGGCCGACAACAUGGCCUCGCCUGCCGAUGCCGUCGCUGUCCCACAGCCAAACGGCCUUGCAGACCCCGAGCCCAAGUCGCAACCCCAAUCCGACCACUCCCAACCCGCUGAUCCAUCUGCGAAGCGGAAACGCGAGGCCAGCGACGAUGCUCCUGCCGAGCCAACCAUCAACGGGUCCCCCAACGCCAACGCCAACGCCAACGCCGCCCGCGAUCCCGACCAAGAACACCACCAACCCGACCACGCCAGCGACCACCGAGACGGCGAUGCCAAAGAAGCCAAGCCCGCCGUCAAUGGCGACCGACGUCCACUACGCGAUGAGAGCUCACUCAUCCGCGAUUACUUCCGCGUCCUACAGAGGCACGACACAACGCCCUCCCUUCUGAAGCGACCGCUGCCAGACCCCUCCACUACUGAAGAGCCCCAGCCGAAGCGACAAAAAUCCGACGAUGACUCCAAGGCGCAGUGCAUCGAGGACAAGGUCAGCCGGGACUCGUACAAGCUGCUCGACCAGCUCGUCCUUGACCUCAAGCAGGUCAUCCGGGACAGGAUAGCCGAAAUGCGAGCCGCCCAGUCUGCCGACGCUGCUAAUUUCGACGAGGACGCCCUGACACAACUUCACAAUUUCAGAGACACCGCCAUGGCUUUGCACAGUCGAGAGAUGUCGUAUCCCGAGGCUGCCCCGUCCACUACAAGAGACGCCGCUUCGGCCCUUGAAGAUGUUGCACAAGGGCUAUCGAAUGGCAAUUCUGUGCUGACCCUGUUCGGAAAUGCGCAGCAGCCUAGGCCCCUCUUCUCUAGUUUGCCCAAGAGGACUACAGACCCUGACCACCCUGAAGGCAUCGUCAAGCCUCUGCCCGACGUCCAACUGCCCAACGGCCUGUCCUUGACCAACGUUCUUCCAUCAGCCACAUCGGAGAAGCCAGCUCGCGUCGCUACUCUGGGCGAGCUGUUUCCAUCACCGGCCAACCUGCCACCCUUACAACCGCCCAAGGCCCCAAAGACCACGACGAAAAGCAAGAUUCUGGGCUUCUAUCACCCGGAGCUGGCAGAGCGGUCGAGGUACAGGCAGGGCUCCUACUUCUCGGCGGACCUCACAACCGGCGUCUGGUUGGACUACAGCAAUGCGACACCGCCAUCCAAGAACAAAUCGCGUCAGCGCGAGCGUACCUUGAGCCUGGCGGGCCAGAAACCCUCGACGGCUGAUGUCGAGAUGACCGAGAUGGAGGCCUUGUUCCGCGGCGCCUUCUCCAGCUUUGCGCCCGAGAAGGACGACAGUGGCGCCAUAGUCUCAUCGGGCGAGGUCGCCCGCAUCUGGUACCAGCGCCACGGCCACAGGUACAUGGAGCAGAUGAUCGAGUCGGAACUGGCAGGGCAGGAGGGCGACGCUGCGGAUGACCUCACCGCUCCUCUGCCGAUCGACGAGGACCAAAUCGCCGAAAUCGUGGAGAACUGGGAUGAUAGCCUAGUGGACCCGGCCUUGAGCAUUGAUGAUGUGUUGGGCAAGAAAUCGGACGAGGAGAAAGAAGUUGACGAUACCCUCCAAGAAAUCUCCGACCUCAUCGAGACGCUUUCUUCCUACCAGAGAAACCGCAACAUGACCCUGCCGACCAGCCAGAACCGGAACUCGGCAGAUCCUGCCAAGGCUGACAUGCUCAAUGGGCCUCUGGCUCAGGAGCCUACAGAUGAGGAACGAGAUACUUACCAGAUGUUGAGGGACCAGCUUGCCGUUAUCAUCCAGGCGCUGCCACCCUACGCCGUUGCCCGGUUGAACUCGGACAAGCUCGAGGAGCUCAAUGUCAGCACAAGGAUCGAAAUUCGCAGUGAUGUUUUCCGAGGCAUUCUGGAGGAGGAUGUAUCGGCCAGGCACCGACACCACUCACAAUCCGCGCAGGCGGCUCAAACUCCCCGGCAGCCACAACGGACGCCAAGCUUCCACAGCACUACGGGGUACCAAGGCCAGCCUUAUAGUCGACCAUAUCAGCCACAGAACCAGACCCCAGUCCCGUUGCCGAAUCAUUACCAGCAGUCGCCGGCGCGACCGCCGAUGCCUCCAAACUUCUCACGGCAGGUAUCUGCUCCCAUGCCAGGCAUGACGCCCCAGCAUCAGCGGCCGGUCUCGGGGCAACCUUUCAGACAACCCAAUGGAUACACCCCGCAGGCAAUGCAGCAGGGCAGGCCGUAUGGUAAUCCGACAGCAGUCCCGCCGUUCCAGGCAAGUCCUGGCCAGCCAAGGAUGGCGGGUGGUUAUCCGGGAGGGCCCCAGCCUGGCACCCCCGGGCAGAGGUAUCCUUCGGGCUACGGGGCUUACAACGCGCAGCAGCCGCAGGCAGGGAUGCAGCCCCAAUUCCACCAGCAGGCCCCAAAUUUCGCUCCUCACAUGAAUGGUGCAGGCUCGAUCCCGCCGCGGACCAUGUCUCCACAGGUACCGCCAUAUCCGGCUGGACAAAAUUACUCGCCCCGCACAGGACAGCAGUCAAUGCCUCGGGGGCAGCCUUACGGCACCCCAGGCCAGCCAGGCGGACACGCCGGUGUCCCCCGCUACCCUUCCAAUGGGGUGCAACAAGGCGCCCCUCACAGCCCUGCGACCGGCGGGGGUCAAGGCGGAUGGGCAAACCCAAUGUCACCACAGCGGCAGUACGAGCAACAGCUGCAGGCGAGGAACCAGGCCGCGGCGCGCAUGAAUGCGUUCAGUGACAAGAUCCAGAAUCACAGCGUAGCGGGUCUGGGAGGCAUUGGUCUGGGAGGCACGCCGGGCCACAUGAGGACCAACAUGCCUGGAGGGGUGGGCCAGUCGUCACCCAGUCCUCGACCGCCAUCGGCUGCGGGUGGCUUGAACGGUGUGCCCCAGCCUUCCCCCAGUCCGGCAUCAGUCCCGGGUGCGUCCCCCUCUCCAGCGGCCAUUCCUCCGCAGGCGCCGGCGUAGGGCGCCGGUCAGUACCUGCCGCCUAUCCGGCAGGGUGUCUAUACGGGAAUACACGUGUUGGUGGGCUUGUCUGGUGUAUGAAAAAGUUCCAUCUUUGGAUGCUACCCGCGCAGAAGGCGGAGAGCAGGCUCGCAAAACCAUGAGGUAUUCAUUUACACUCAAAACACACAAACACACAACAUUGUUUCGGGUCAUGUUCAAAUAAGUUCUUAGCCCAAACAUCCUUAAGUCAUGGCGUAUGCCUGUUGUCAGAGUACGGAGCGGCAGGGACGUUUCUUUGCCGGGGUGCAAAUGGGGAUCGGAGUUCAUGGUUCGGAUAAACCUGAUGAUGGAGGCAGGGGUUCCUUUAUUUCAUACCCCAGCUCAUGUAAAAGACGAUUUUGGUGGCUUGACGAAUUGCAGAGCUCCAUUAAUUACUUACUGCUGCGUAUAGAGAAAGGAUGAAAAAGAACGCUUGUUCAGUUGUCAA